This is a messenger RNA of Orbicella faveolata, 3925 nucleotides long. RefSeq names its product pre-mRNA-splicing factor ATP-dependent RNA helicase DHX16-like. Gene Ontology annotation, cellular component: intracellular anatomical structure; catalytic step 2 spliceosome. Gene Ontology annotation, molecular function: ATP binding; RNA binding; helicase activity. The record is from RefSeq and is a predicted model, not a curated record. Lineage: Eukaryota; Metazoa; Cnidaria; Anthozoa; Scleractinia; Merulinidae.
GGGUAUCCAUCCAAAAGGUUGAGCAUGUCGGAGUUAACGACGUGGGUUUCUGAUAAGUUGCACGAUGUUCUUGGUUUCUCUGACAAAUACACGACGGAAUACCUCAUCGGACUCGCUAGGAACUCCGCAAGCCCCGAAUCCAUGGUGCAGCGAGUAUCAGAAGGUUUAAAUGUGGAUAGUAAGAUGGAAGCCUUCGCUGCGGAGCUGUGGUCUAAAAUGCCUCGCAAGACUCAGUCAGCCGAACAUCCGUAUCGAGCAAAAGAAAGAGCUCUGAUUGAGCAGAGACAGAAAUUUACGGGCUAUACUUUGGUUUCUGAUGACGAUGACGACGAAGAACAACUGAUCCGAGCUAAGGAAUCUAAGAAGAACACGAAACGGAAACAUCUGCGAAGGAAAACAGAAUCGUCUAGCUCGGAUGAAGAUUCUCCUGGUGGCGUUACAGGUGCGCCGAAGGAGACUCCAAACGAGUCUGACUCUGAUGAGUGGGAAAAGGAAGAAGAGGAAAGAAGGAAAGACUUACAGGAGAGGGACGCCUUUGCUGAUAGAUUGAAGCAACGGGAUAAGGAGAAGACAAGGAGUAUCAUGGAGAGAUCAGACAAAAAGGCAUUUGAAGAGGCAGCAAAAAGACUUAAAUUGGAUGAGGAGGAUAGAAAGAAAAUGAUUCCUGAUCUAAGGAAAAAGUCUCGUCGAGAUUAUGUCAAAAAACGAAGAGUUGACAAGGUGGAAAUGUUGCAGGAAGAUAUUCGAGAUGAUGAGUAUUUGUUUGAAGACAGUCAGCUCAGCAAGAGAGAAAAACAGGAUAGAGAAUACAAGAAGAAAGUUUUCCGUUUGGCUGUGGAACAUGCUAAGGCUGGAGAACUGGAGAAGGUGCAGCGAUAUGAAAUGCCACAGGAAAAUCAGAAGCCUGCGAAGUAUGAUGAAAUGGAAGUGGAGGAAUUGGGGCCUAAUUAUGAGCAGAAGAAAUGGGAGGAAGAUAAACUUGGUUAUGCUGUCAUGAAAUUUGGUGCUAAAGAUGCUAAAGACAAAAACAAGAACAAGGACUAUGAUCUGGUUGUGGAUGAAGACCAAAUAAAUUUUGUAAUGGCUGAGCAGAUUCCAGGGACAAAGGAGAAACAGGAACCUGAAAUGAAUGAAUACAAGAAGAAGAGAUUAACAAUCGAGGAGACUAAAAAAAGCUUACCAGUUUACCCAUACAAAGAAAGUCUCAUUGAAGCCAUCAGAGAGCAUCAGGUGCUUAUAAUCGAAGGUGAGACAGGAUCGGGAAAAACUACACAAAUACCACAAUAUCUACAUGAAGCGGGUUUUACCAAAGGUAAGAUGAAAAUUGGAUGUACACAGCCUCGGCGUGUUGCAGCAAUGAGUGUAGCGGCAAGAGUGUCUGAAGAGAUGGGCACAAAAUUAGGAAACGAGGUUGGAUACAGCAUCCGAUUUGAGGACUGCUGUUCAGAGCGCACUAUAAUAAAGUACAUGACUGAUGGAAUGCUUCUACGUGAGUUCUUAAGUGAACCUGAUCUUGCUGGAUAUAGUGUGCUUAUUAUUGAUGAGGCCCAUGAGCGAACACUCCACACUGAUGUGUUAUUUGGCUUGGUGAAGGACAUUGCUCGUUUCAGAACAGAUCUUAAACUGCUCAUAUCCAGUGCAACUUUGGAUGCCGACAAGUUCUCAAAGUUCUUUGAUGAUGCACCCAUCUUUAGAAUCCCUGGUCGACGUUUUCCUGUGAAUAUUUAUUACACAAAGGCCCCUGAAGCUGAUUAUCUGGAAGCUGCCGUUGUGACUGUGUUACAGAUUCAUGUGACUCAGCCUCCGGGCGACAUCCUGGUAUUUUUAACCGGUCAAGAAGAGAUCGAGGCAUCACAGGAACUACUGCAAGAGAGGACGCGUAAACUGGGCUCUAAGAUCAACGAACUUAUGAUUCUGCCCAUUUACGCCAACCUUCCAUCGGAUUUACAGGCCAAGAUAUUUGAACCCACCCCUCCUGGAGCAAGAAAGGUUGUCCUGGCAACAAAUAUUGCGGAGACAUCUCUGACGAUAGACGGCAUCAUUUACGUCAUAGAUCCUGGAUUUUGUAAACAAAAGAGUUACAACCCUCGAACAGGAAUGGAGUCUCUUAUCGUCACACCCAUAUCAAAAGCCUCAGCCAAUCAGCGGGCAGGGCGUGCAGGUCGCGUGGCAGCAGGCAAGUGUUUUCGAAUGUACACAGCCUGGGCAUACAAGAACGAGUUGGAGGAGAACACCAUUCCUGAGAUCCAGAGAACGAAUUUGGGCAAUGUGGUGCUUCUCCUAAAGAGCUUGGGCAUCAACGAUUUGAUUCAUUUUGAUUUUAUGGACCCCCCUCCAGCAGAAACUCUGAUCAUUGCACUUGAACAGCUUUACGCUUUAGGAGGUCUAAAUCAUCAUGGAGAGCUCACCAAGCUUGGACGUCGCAUGGCAGAAUUUCCAGUUGAACCGACCAUGUCAAAAAUGUUGAUUGCAUCGGAAAAAUACAAAUGCGUGGAGCAGAUUCUCACCAUCACCGCCAUGCUAUCGGUAAACAACGCCAUUUUCUACCGUCCCAAGGAUAAAGUUGUGCACGCGGACAACGCGCGCAUUAACUUCUUUCGUCCCGGCGGAGAUCACCUGACCUUGUUGAACGUGUAUGACCAGUGGGUGGAGACUGGGUACUCCACGCAGUGGUGCUUUGAGAACUUUAUACAGCACCGCUCCAUGAAACGAGCACGUGACGUCCGGGAACAGCUGGAAGGACUAAUGGAGAGGGUAGAGAUUGAGAUCUCGUCGAAUCCGAACGACUCGGUUCCUAUAAGAAAGGCGAUCACAGCUGGCUACUUUUACCACACAGCCAGGCUGAGCAAGAGUGGACAGUACAGGACAGUCAAACAUCAGCAGACUGUCAUGAUCCAUCCUAACAGUAGCCUGUUCCAGGAGCAGCCCAGAUGGGUCAUCUAUCACGAGCUAGUGUUCACUACUAAAGAGUUCAUGAGACAGAUUAUAGAGAUUGAAAACAAAUGGCUUCUGGAGGUGGCACCUCACUAUUAUAAAGCCAAGGAACUAGAAGACAGCUCUAGUAAGAAGAUGCCAAAAACAGCUGGAGUCACACGAGAGCAGGCCAGGUCAACGUGAUAAUGGAUUGCGUGACAAAAAACACCGCGUCACGCCGUUUUCUAACAUCGACUUAAAAUGGAAUGGCAAUUUGUGUAAAUACUCUGCGGACAGUCCACUGGCUGUGAAAAGGAAAAUGCCUCAUGUUGGGUUUAAUAAACAGAGCUUCUCUGCUAUUAAGCGGGAAUAACGAAGAUAUUUGUUAUCAUGGAAUCACUGUAUGGUGCUUGCUGAAAAGACUAUGGAGCCUCGCAGUCCAGUCUCCCCAGCGUCACGCAACAGCUAAGAGCGAGACGACCAAAACAAAGGCUACAAAGUGAGACCAAAGGAGACUACUCGAACCUGGAUGAAGAGAUUUUGCCUUCGUAAAGCUGAUGGCCAUAAUGCGGAGAAACGUGGUUUUAGUCAAAGCUGCUCAGUCUGAUUCAGUGGUGUAAAGAGCUUGAACAGCAAAGAACGUCAACGGCUCGAGCUUUAGCGUGGAAACUCAAGUUAUUGAUAGCUGUAUUACUUUGAAUGUGGUUUUCGACUAUAAAUCUUGUCUUUCUGUGUAAACCUGGCAGAAUAUGUCAUUGACUGGAACGUCUAUCCCACUGUACAUUUCGAGAACAGUUUUUCUGUCCCUUUUUCCUUCACCAUCGUGGAUAAAAAAAUAUGCCCUGGUGUACGUCGAAGGCAUUUUAUUGUACAUUCAGACAUUCAAACAUUCAUUCACAGAAAGAAUGUUUAUUCUUGAUCUUCUAGAGGAUGUUGCCCGUGUAGUUAGCUUUCCACGGUUGGCUUCAUAAUAGCUUGAACAGUUGUCUUAAAUAAAAUGCUUUAAAAAGUA